AUGGAUUUAAGCCCUAACUCCUUAAAAAUGGAUAAGAAGUAUAUCAAUAACUAUAACAGUUUAGAAAAAAAUUAUUAUUUUAUGAUAAAAGAGUAUGAAACUAUAUCAAGCUCAAGAAGCAAUAUUGCAAAUUUUAGGAUAAUGAAAAAUUUGUUAAUCAUAAACAGUAUAAUAGAUGAAGUGAAAAAAAAACACCUUAUCGAAAUUUUUGAAAAUUUGGAUAAAAACUUAGUAUUAAUAUUAAAAAAAAAUAACCACAAUUUUAUUUUAAAACUAUUAAAAAUAUGGUAUAUAAAACUUUAUGCAUGUACAGACUAUAAUAUCAAUAAGCAUUUCAAUGAAAUAUUAGAGAUCAUUUUUUAUAAAAGUUUAUCUAAUUCCGUUUCCGAAUCAAAAAUCAUAUAUGAAAACUUAUCAAAAAAUGUAAUUUUGCUAACUUCUUUAGUUUUGCCUAAAUUCAAGUCAGCGAUAAUCCCUCACAUUCCCUCCUUAAUUGAAUACUCAAAAAAGGUAAAACGAUCAAACAAUGGAGAAUUGAAAUAUUUUUAUUUUUCGUGUAUGAAUAAAAUAAUAAAAACACUAUCAAUAAAUUAUUUAGACAGUGAAAAAAUAUAUAAAUUUAUGAAAAGAGAAAUAAGUGAUAAAGAAGAAUUGAGUCAAAGUAAAAUAAUAAAAUGCCUUAGAAAUAUUUUUAUAAUUCAUCCUGAAUAUUCUAUUAUAGAAUGUGAAUAUUUUAUAAGUUAUAUAACUGAUAGUAUAAAUUUUAAUAAAUAUAAAAAUAUAAUAAAUGUUAAAUACAUUAUUAAAUUUGCUAGCGUUAUAUUCAGUAAUUUGGUUAAUAUAAAAUACAAUAAAAGUAAUAAUUUAUUAUUAAUUAAAAAUGGCGCAAAAGAAAAUAUUGAUAGUAUAGAGGCUAUGCCUGAAAUAGUAAACAAUAAAUUUUAUGAUAAAAAUAAAGAUUAUUACUCUAAGGAAAAUAAAAGAAAUAAGCAUGAUGAUGAAAAAAAAAAGGCAUAUUUUUUUACAGAUAUUUUAAAAAUAGCAACAGAUGAAAUUAUCUCAAAAAUAAAUAAAAUAAAAGUAGAAGAAAAAGAUGAACAAAAUUAUGUUCAUCCCGAAAAUAUUAAUGGGUUUUUCUUUCAAAAUAAUAAAGAAUUUAAUAAAAAAAUUGUAAAAAAAAGAAAGACCCCUUUGUCUAUUUAUAAUUUCCAAUCAUUCAUUAAUCAUUUCAAAAAUAUUAUAUUAAAUAUUUUUUCAGAUACUUAUCAUGAUUAUACAUGGGUGAAGAAGUUAUUUUUUUUAAAAGUCCUCAAAAAAUAUAAUUAUUUCGAUGAAGUAAUAUUAUAUAGUUUUCUUAACGUGGACAAUAUUAAUCGAAAAUAUCGAAAAACCAAAUUUAAUAAAUAUGAAUUUUUCAAAACGCAAAAAAACCAAGAAAAAUCAUCAUCUUAUUCCUCUACAAAUGUUAAUCAAGAUAAUUUUAUAAAUCACUUGCUAGAAAUAGAUUAUAAGUUUAUGAUGCAUAGAGAAGAAAUAAAUUGUGAUGAAUUAAAUGUAGCACCUUCUGAAGAUAAGCGUAUUCUAAAAAUAUACAACUCUUUGAUUCAUAAUACUUUAUUGAGAAUAAUUUUUCUUGAAUCCUUUAAAAAUGUAUUAUUUUGUUCUAAAAAAUUUUCUGAAAAAUCAAUAAUAAAAAUUAUAAAAUAUUUUAUCAGCCUUAUAGAUACUGUCUGUUCAAAUUGUGCAAAAAAAAAAAACAUAAAAUCCCCUUUAUAUACAAACAAUAUUUCAAACUGUUUUGAAAUAAAGCAUUUGAUAUUUUAUUCAACAAAAAUAAUAAAACAAUUAAUUAAUCACAGAAAAAAAGACACUUAUACAAUAAUAAAAGAAAAAAAAAAAAGGUUACAACGAAAUGAGAAAUGUAAAAAUAGCUAUAAUCAAAAGCAUGAAAAUAAUUCGAAAAACUUUUGUGAUGAAACUAGCGACGAUAAUAUAUUUAUAAGCCGAAAAAAUGUUGCCACAAAUAAAUACUUUAAUAAGCAAUACAACAAUUUAGAUAAUGGAAAAAAUACCAAAACUGUAGAAAGAAAAGAAAAGGAAUUUGUUUAUAAAAACGAAAACACUUCUAAUAUUUUUCGAGAUCAAAAAAGUAAAGAUAUGCUAGGAAAUGAAAGAAAUGACUCUUUAUGCAAUUCUCCUUGCGUUAAUAAAAAAAAUUUAGAAACACAAAAUAUAAGUAAAGAGGGAGAAGGCUAUUAUAGUACUAAUGUCAAUGAGGAAAAUAGUAAUUGUAAGAAAGGUAUUAAAGCAAAUUACGAAAAUGAUAAUGAUUUAAAAGGAAAAAUAAAUAGUGAUAUAUAUAUGAAAAAUUGUGAUGAGGAAGACAAAGGAAUAAUGAAAAGAGAGGCAAUAGGAAAUAAUAAUGAUUUAGAUGAAGAUAAUGAGGAAAUAGAAAAGCAAUCACUUGAAGAUUUAAAGAUCCGUAUUUUUUUAGAAAGCCAAAUAAAGAAUUAUCUCAUAUUAAAUAACAACGUAGCAAGUGAUGUAAAUGAAAGAAAAAAAAAUAACAUCAUAUUAAAAGUUUUAAUAAUUUUAUAUAAUGAAAUUAUAAUAAAUGAUAAUAUCGAAAAAGAAAAAUAUCGAAAGUAUGAAAAAAUUAUUAAAAAUAUAAUAAAUAACAUGAACGGUAUACAUAUUGAUAUAGAUAUAGUAAGAUAUAUUAUAAAUUUAUUUCUAAAUAUUUUUAUAAAAUUUCCAUAUUAUAUAUAUAAUUUAAUAUCACUAUUAGUUAAUUAUAUAACUAUAAUUAAUGCAAAUUUUAUGACAUCCUUAACAUUAGAUACAUUUGAUGAUGUGGAAAAACAAGUCAGUAUUCUUAUAAUAAGUUCAAUUACAUUAAAAAAAAUUAUUUAUCAAUCUAUAUCAUUUUAUAAAAUAUAUCAUUUGGACAAUUUAAUAGUGUCUAUAUUUGACAUAUGUAAAUUAUUUCUUUCAAAAAUUCAAGUACAUCCAUUAAAAACGAUAAAUGAAUUAAGGAGAAUUAUCUCAUAUUCAUUAAUCCAUUCUAUAGUUUUCAUUAUAAUAAAUCAAGUAAUUUUCACUGAGUAUAAUAAUAAGUAUUUAGAUGAAGGUAUGUUAGAGAGAACAAAUGUUGCUAGAAAAAAAAGUUUAGAAAUAAAUAAUCCUGUUUUUAGAAACUCUUUUUCAAGUUGUAAUAAUAUAAAAUGGUAUUGGGUUAUUUAUCAAAUAUUAUAUGGAAAUUCUAUUUUUCGACUUUUAAUUGAUAUACUAAAUGAAAUGAUGAGUGAGAUUGAUAAAGCUAGAAUAGAGUGCUUUAUUAAAUCUUAUGAAGAGCAGAUUAAAAAAAAAAAAAUGAACUCGUCAAAUUUUUUUCUUGUAGAUAAUUUAUUUAUUUUAGUGUACAUUUUGAAAAUUAUUUAUAUAUUUUUAUCAUCUGAAAUUGUUACAUUUCUUUUUUUUGGUCAUAUAUACAAAAUAGUAAAUACGUUAUUUGAAUUAUUUUAUAAAUUUCAUCAUAUCACUGAAGAAUAUAACAAUAGUGAUAACUUGGAAGAAGAGAGUAUUGAAGAAAAUAAUGUUAAAUCUACAUCUAAAAAUGAAGACGAUGAAGAUACCAAAAAAAUAAAAAAAUAUUUGAGUACAAAUGGCGUAAUUCAAAAAAUGGAAAAAAAAAUUUAUAAUAAAAAUGCAAUUUCUAAAAAAAAAGAAAUAAAAAUGUUUUACUUCUAUGAAUAUGGUUUUACACAAAUGUGUAGGUUGGUAAAUAUUGAAAACAUUCUUCUCAUAUUUGCUAUAUAUUUAAUAAGAAUUAUAUACAAAAUUACAAUUUUUAUAAAGUAUCAAAAAUUUGGAAUAAACUUAACCCAAGAAAAGGAAAUGAAGGAAAAAGACAUCGAUAUUAAUAUGCAAACUGAAAAAAAGUUGAAUAACUAUGGAAUAACCAAAGGAAAUGUGGUAAACUCUUCUAAAUCAAAUGCUAUAAAUAAUUUUAGUGAGAGUAUUGAUAAAUUAAACUAUCCCAAAGCAGGGACUUUGGAAUAUAAUGAAAAGGAAAAGGAAUUAAUGAACGUAAAUGAAGCCAUAGCAAAAGUAAAGGAAAGCAAAAAUGUCUAUUUUUAUUUUUUCUUAAACUAUAUGAUUAAUUUUGUAAAAAAUAAAGAUAAGAACGAUUUUAGCAAUUUGAUAAUAAAUAUAUUUAAAAAAGAACAAAUUAAAUGCAAAAAAAAUCCGAACAAAACAGAAAAUGAAAUUCCAAACGAUUAUAAUAACAAAUCCCCCUUAUUACAUGAGAACUUAGAAAAGUUAGACAUAUUAAAUAUUUUAUCAAACAAUUACGAUAGAUAUUACAAAUUAACAUUAAUCAAUAUAAUUGAAAUACUCGAAUUAUAUUUGAAAAAAUAUAAUUUUUUCAUGAAAAUUAUUAAAAACAUAUCUAGAUGUAUUUUAAAUGUUGAUUUAAAUAGAAACGAAGUAAUGGUUUAUUUAUUAAUACUCGAUAAAUUUUUAAAAAAGCAAAUGCAUAAUAAAAGUAAGGUCAAAUUAUUUAAACAUAUAUUACCUAUAAUUAAAUUAUUAAAUAAAAUGAAUAAUAACAAUGGUUUAUUGAAUGUGUUAAUCAUAAAACUCAUGGGAUAUUUUAUUAGUCGUAAUAAUAGUGAAAUAAAUUCGUAUAUUAUAAAUUUGUCUAUAAAGCUAUAUAACUUUUUUUCGAAACGCAUGACUAAGGAGAACAAUUUAUAUGUUAUCUUUUCCUUUUUAAUUAAUAAUAUAAUUUUAUCCUACUUUAAAAUAAAUAGUAAAAAAAAUGCCACAAAAGGGAAAUCAAUAAAUUAUUAUCAACAACCUUUUAUCCUUGAAAAUGGAAAUACUAAUAUAGAAAAAUAUAUAAACAUAAAUAAUAAUGAUAAAAUUGUGGAUAAUAAUUCAAUUCUUGGUAUUCCUUUUUUAAAUAUUUCUUCUAUUAUAAAAAAAAAUGAAAAAGAAUUUAUUUUUAAGCUCGACAUUUCCAACAUAAAACAUUACGCUACUACUUCUUCAGUGCACAUUUAUUCAAAUGAUUUAACAUUAAACCCUAGGAAAAAUAAAAAAACAAAGAAAGGGGAAAAAAAAAACCUUUUUAUUGAACAAAAUAAAAAUCGCGAACAAAUUGAUAAAAAGAUAAAAACAGAAAAUGAAUGGAAUAAUAAUGGUAGCAUGGUAUUAGACGAACAAGAAAAUAACAAAAAUGCAUUAAUUAAUGAAAAAAAAACUAUUUUCAAACUAUUUGAUAUUUUCCUAAAUAUGCUAAAAAUAAUUCCACAGGAAAAAAAUAUGUUUAUCUACGUUUUAAGAAAUUUUAAUUUGGUAAUAAAAAAAUCCAACGGAAAAAUUAGUGUAGACAGAAUAAAAGGUUGUUUAGAUAUCAUUCUGGCAUAUAUAUUGAAAAAUGAAAAUAUGGAUAUUUACAAUUUUAAAAUUAAGAAAGCCAAAUGGGUAUUGGUGUUUUUCAACAAUUUAAUGAGGGCUCUUAAAAAGAGGAACAAAUGGGAUAACAUAAAAUGGAAAAAGAAAAAAAUCCAUGAUACGACAAAGAAUGAUACAAAUGAAAGUUAUAAAAAUAUUGCAAAACGUGUUAGAAAAAGUAAAAAAUAUUAUAAAGAAAUAGAAAAACAAAUCUUUACAAUUUUUGAAAUAAUGCUCAAUUCUUAUGAAAAAAAAAUAAACAGGCGUUUUUUUAAGACAAUUAAUAGCUUAUUUGAUUUGUACAAAAAAAGUAAGAUGAAAAAGUUUAUGAGCAAAAUAUCUAUUCUUAUACAAAAGAAUAUUUUUAUUUCUAAUAAAACUAAAUUAAUAAAAAAUGCAAGUAUAUCCCUACUAAAACUGGUGAAGAAAAAGAUAUAUAUUCCUAUGCAUGAAAACUUCGAUUAUUAUAUUAUAGCUCUUUACAAUUUUUUUAUUAAUGAUGAUGAGAAUGACAUAAAAAUGAUAAAGAAAUACUUGUUUAAUAUAUUAAAAUUUAGAAUACUUAAAUAUUCGUUUUUUAACGUCAAUGAAUGGAUAAAUUUAUUUGAAAAUGUAUUAAAUGCUAAAAAUAUAAUUCAUUAUGAUAUAAAAAAAUAUGACUUUGAAAAUUCUGAAUAUGAUAAAAGUGAUUAUAACAAAAAUUUGGAUGAUACAAAGCACGAAAAGGAAAAUAAUUUAUUAACAAAUGAACAAGUAUUAAAUGAAAACAAAAAAAAAAACUCUAUUUUUUACACGUCUGUAUUCAGUGAAAAUUUUUACUUUAACAUUCAUAUAGAUUUCUUGGAUGAAAAUUAUACAAAAAGGAAUUUAAAUAAUAAAAAAUCAUUAUAUUUCAACAUAUUUGAAACAAUGAGCAUUCAUUAUACAUUUUCUUAUCAAACUAAAUUAUUUGUUAUGAAAUUAUUAUUAUUUUUUUUGGAAACAAUAACAUAUUCAUCCUAUAUUUAUAUUCAUAAUGAUCCCUAUUAUUCGAAUUAUUUGAAAAAGCGUCUUAAAGAAAUUAUAAUUUAUAAGGAUUAUCAAAAUAAAUUGUCAUCUCAUAUUAAAGAAAUAAAAAUGGUUGCAAAAAAUAAUCAGAAUACAGCAUUUCCUGUUGAUACAAACAAUUUUAAUGAAACAAUAAAUGUCCUUUCUUCUAAUGGUAGUGUUGGGCUUUUUCGAAACUCUAGAAAAAUUAGUAGUGAAAAAAAUAACCUCCGAAAUAAAAGCCAAGAUAGUGAUAGUGAUGAUCUUGAUAAUAACACAACUAAAAAUCAUUUUAUCUAUAGUGAUGAAAAAAAAAACAUAAAAAAUUAUAGUAAUAUAUAUGAGAAUAAAAAUUUGCAUGCAAAGAAUAAGGAUGAAAUGAUAAAAAGACUUGAAAAUAUUGAACACAUUAUUGAGAUAAGAGAAUGUUUGAGCAAUUCCAAAAUUAUAGAUAAAGGAAAUUUUAAAAAUAAUAUGAAUAUUGAAAAAAUUAUUGAUAAAUUUUCAUUAUAUGAUAAUUUUGAGGUAUUAUUAAAAGUUAUAUUACAUAAUAUAAACUAUGGAAUAAAGUUUUAUAAAUUGUCUAAACUUGCUAUGAAAGUAUUAAUUGUUUAUUUAAACAUUUUCAAAUUUUCUAAAAUCAUUAUUGAUGAAUUAUCUACUAAUAAUGAGAUUCUUUUAUUGCAAAAUUAUGAAAUAAAUAUUUUGGCUUCUUUAAAAACAUAUUUCGAAUCAUUUAAAUAUAUAUAUAUUAAUGAUAAUAACAAUUAUGAAGAUGUAAAUAGUACCAAAAAAAAUGGUGAAGCUCAGCAAUUUUCUCAUUUCUUUUUAUAUCCAUUAUUUGAUAUAUAUAAUUUAUUUUUAUUUCUCAAUGAUAUAAAAUUGUGUAAUUCUAACACUAAACUUAUAAAAUAUUUUUUCCACUUUGCAAUAAAAGAUAGUACAAAUAAAAUCAGUACUUCAUUUGGAAAUAGUUGGAGCUGUGAAAGUGGAAAUACCAACAGCAGUGGUUGCCAAAGUAGUAUUGAUAAUUAUUCUGAAGGAUUUACCGAAAUAAUAAAAAGUGCUAAUAAAUUAAUAAACAAAAAAAAUAUAAUAAAUACAUCGCUAUUUUUUUCCGAAUUUGAUGCAUGUGUGUAUUUUCUAUUUAUUUAUAAAUCAUUUUGUUAUUAUAUUAUAAAUAAUGAAGAGGCUCAAAAUAAUUUAGCCAAUUUUAACAUGAAUUUUGUUAUAAAAAAUCUUAGCUAUAUUUUAUACGAUACUAUGAUUUUAUAUUUAUGGUCAUCAGAAGGCAAUAAUAGUAAUGGGCAAAAUGAAAGGAAUUUUAAUUUUAUUCAUAAUUUUUUUACAUGUGUAAAUGAAAAGGCUCGAUCUUUAUCUCUUUUUUACUUUUCUGCAUUUCCAAUUAUUAUUAAAUUUUUAAAUGUAGUAAGGAAGAAAAUAAUAUUGGACAAAAAGUAUUAUUUUUUUUUCAGAACAUUUAUUUUGUUCAUACUUUAUAUUUUGAAGGAAUGUAUAAAAAAUAUAAAUGAGAAAACACGAGAAAUAUAUUUUUCCUUUAUUUUUAAUUACUUAAUUAUUAUUGGAUGGUUCAAAGGUGAAUAUAUUAAUGAAGUAAAUGAAAUUUCAUCGAGAAAUUGUUUAUCAACGAAAAGUAACCAAAACAAUGAUCCGAAUUAUGACAGUAAGAAUAAUAAUAUAAAUGAAGAAAAAUUAAAUAAAUGUAUUUAUAAAAGUGAACAGAAUGAUAAAUGCAAUAACGAUGAAUCUAACAAUGAAAAUUUCAAAAAUAAUUGUCACAGAAAUAUUAAUAGCCUUGAAGAAAUGAAAAAAAACACAUUUUUAAGGACUGCAUUGUAUUAUAUAUUAAAAUAUACCGUUUCUUAUAUAAAUGAGAAUAAUUUACAUAUAGUAUUAGAAUUUAUAUCAGAAGUUCAUAAUAAUAUUAUAGAAAAUAAAAUUGAAAAAAGAGAUAAAGUGGUAAUAUAUAAAGUAUACACCCUAAGUAUAUAUGUUGUAAGCAAAUUUUUAAAUAAUAAAAAUAUUAAUAAUGUAGAAAAUGCAAAAUUAUUAUGGAAUACAUUUUUAAAUUGUUAUAUUAUUUUAAACGAAAUAAAUGAUAGUAAUUUUAAAGACAAAAUUAUAUUAUUGUUACAAAAACUAUUUUUAGAAAAAAUUAAUUUAUUAUUAGACGAAAAAUUAUUAAGUAAGUUAUUAAAAUUAUUUUUUCAUUAUUCUUCAAUUAAUAAUAUAAAUAAUUACUUAACAAAAAUAAAACAAAAUUAUAAUGAGCGUAUUAUAGACUUUUUGAAAAAAGAAGAUUUAAAAAAAUUAAAAUUGGAAUAUAUAAAAAUAAUUGUCUUUAUACACUUUGUUAGCUCUACUGAUAUAAUGGAGGAUACAUAUAAGUCCUAUUAUGACAAGCAAAUUUUGGAUUUGUUUAUAUUAAUUUUGAAAAUAAUGAAAAGUAUGUAUUUUUAUGGAACAACAUACAAUGAAACCAACAGUACUGAAAAUAUCCCUUGUAAUAAAAUAAAUGAUAAAGAUAUAGACAUCAAGCUUUCACAUAUAAAUAAUAAUAGAAAACAUAUUAUUAUAUCCUCAAUAAAUAUUAUACAAAAUAUUUUGUCUUUAAUAAAAAAUAAUAAAGAAUCAUUUAUUUUUUAUUUUAUAUGUAAUGUGAUAAAAAAUGGAAUGAUACCUAUAUUUAUAACAAAUUAUUCAAUAAACAAUAUUUCACCAUAUAGUUUAAUAUCAAGCAAUUCCUAUAUAGAAGAUGUUAUUUGUUAUUCAAUAAAAGUAUUAAAAACAUGUUUUGAUGUAUUUUUUAGUAAUUUAAAUAUAACAAAUAAAAUGUUAAUUCCAUUUAUAACCUUUAUUUAUAAAGUUAUAGAUUUAUGCAAAAGGGAAAAUAUAGUAAUAACAAAAAGUUAUUUAAUAUAUGAAACGAAUCAGGAAAAAUAUUGGGAUCUUUUAGAAUAUCAAAACGAAGAGCUAAAUAAUUUUACAAAGUAUGAAAUAUAUAUUGUUGAUAAUAAUAUGACCUUAUAUUUUAAAGAAUCAAUUAACAUUUUUAGAAAUAUAGCAUUUAAAAAUCCAGAAUUCUUUAAAGACAUUCUUUCCCUUAUAAAUGCAAAAGAAAAAUUACUCAUAUAUAAUUUGAUAAAGGAAUCUAUUGAUUUAGAAAAACAAAAUGAACAAAAGGACAAAAGCGUUGGUGAGAAAUUAGAUUUUAGUUUUGUAAAUUAA
Plasmodium berghei ANKA is the source of this 9738-nucleotide messenger RNA. RefSeq names its product conserved Plasmodium protein, unknown function. The record is from RefSeq and is a predicted model, not a curated record. The transcript has 2 exons. NCBI's taxonomy places the organism in Eukaryota, Apicomplexa, Aconoidasida, Haemosporida, Plasmodiidae. Bases 1 to 9738 code for a protein of 3245 amino acids.